This is a messenger RNA of Acaulospora morrowiae, 330 nucleotides long. NCBI's taxonomy places the organism in Eukaryota, Fungi, Glomeromycota, Glomeromycetes, Diversisporales, Acaulosporaceae. The record is from the annotation of a GenBank genome assembly.
AUGCGAAACGAAACCUUUGGUGUCUCGGACGAUGAUAUGAAAUGUCGUGUAACAUUGGUCGCCCAUGAUAUAUCCCCAACCUUCUUGGUUUGGGAAGAGGGGACCGUUUUAUCGUCGACAUUAUUCCACAUUUCCACCCGAUCGUUGACCUUGAGAGCGAACAGUUUUUGUCUCGAUAACAAUGGCAAUUAUGAUAGCGCCUUCUCAUUCUCACAAUCACAUGAUGACGAUAAAGUCCAUAAUCUCGGAAAUCCUUACACGGAGGGAAGACAUUCUAGAAUUGCCGUAUCACCGCGAGACAUGAAAAAAGAAGCAAAAAUCACCGAGAAA